CCGCGACAAAGCGUGCUCGACACUCGACACUCGACCAUACACGAACUCGCUCGACAUUCUUCCAGACAAAACCAUAGGAUAAACGACGCAUGACGCGUGGUUCAUGAAGGAAUAACCACACUACACGCGAUGCGACAAUCAUCGAAACAAAAUCCCAUCUGAGUCCGACCCCGGAGUAACGAGCCCCAAGACGGCGACCGACGAUGGAUCUCUCUGUCCAAAAGGCCCUGGCCGACAAGCUCUACGACCGCCGCAAAGCUGGUGCGCUGGAGCUGGAAGCCAUCAUACGAACCUCUCUGGCUGCCAACGAUCACGUCCGCAUCGAAAAGGUCGUUCACCAACUCUGUCACGACUACGCAUACGCCGUACACCAACCGCAUGCCCGCAAUGGUGGUCUCAUUGGUCUGGCCGCUGCUGCCAUCGCUCUGGGUAUCGAUGUUGCCCGCUACCUUCGCGACAUAGUGCCGCCUGUACUGGCUUGUUUCUCCGACCAGGAUGCAAGAGUCCGCUAUUAUGCCUGCGAGAGCAUGUACAACAUCGCAAAGGUCGCAAAGGGCGAGAUCCUGAUCUACUUCAACGACGUCUUUGACGCUCUCUGCAAACUGGCUGCCGAUACCGAACUGUCGGUCAAGAACGGUGCCGAGCUGCUCGACCGUCUGGUCAAGGACAUUGUCGCAGAGUCGGCCGCUUCCUACGUCUCCAUCUUGGACAACGACGCCGACCCCAACAACGACGAUCCCUUUGCCGAACAAGCCACCGCUUUCUCUCUUGCAAGGUUUAUCCCACUGCUCCGCGAACGCAUCUUUGUCAUCAAUCCCUUUACUCGUACCUUCCUUGUCAGCUGGAUCACCCUUCUAGACUCAAUACCCGACUUGGAGCUGGUCGUCUUCUUGCCAGACUUCCUUGGUGGCCUGCUACGCUUCCUCUCCGACCCGAAUGUGGACGUUCACACUACAACGAAAGUCUGUCUGGACCGUUUCCUGGUAGAGAUCAAGAAGAUAUCUGCAAUCAAGAGGGGCAUCGCCGAAAGCAAGAGAAGUCUCAUUGCCGAAAGUCAGCCGAGGAACUCAAUUUCUAGCAGAGAUGGACUAGCUGUUGCAGAUCAAGACGUAGAUGCACAAGCCGACAACUCCAACACGAACCAUGACGACGACAAGGCAAGCUCCGAUUCGGCUUCAUUCGUCAGCUCAAACGUGGAUGAGAAGAAUGACAAUGACGCUGGCGACGAGUGGAUCCCAGGACAAGAUGUGCAGAUCGAUUAUGCAAAGAUCCUUGAUAUCCUCAUCCAAUUCCUCAACGACACGGCUGAAGAGGAGAUACAGCUGACCACUCUUCGCUGGAUCGAAGGUUUCUUUGACCUGUGCGCAGAAGACAUGCUACCCUUUGUUCCUCGUCUACUUUCACAAGUCUUGCCAGCCCUAUCGCAUGGUGUACCUACUGUCCGCGCAGCUGCCAACAGAGUCAACACUGCCCUCAUGGGUCAUAUUAUGUCAUUGCCUGAAGAUGGCCAACAACAGCAAGCACAACCAAAGACACCAAUAGAACCCACAAGAAGAGACUCAAUACCCAUCCGCCAACGAAAGGCAAACAGUCCAGACAUGGUGGCCGAGUCUGCCACUGCGGAAUUCCAUGCCACAACCAUUCCUCCGACCCCACAACCUUCACCGCCAGUCUCGACCGAGCUAGAUUAUGAAGCUGCCGUCAAUUCUCUGACGCUACAAUUCCUCAACGAGCAUGAGGCGACUCGAGUAGCUGCUCUAGCCUGGCUAAUUAUGCUUCAUCGCAAGUCACCUCGUAAGACUUUGGCCAUUCACGAUGGAACUUUCCCCGCUCUGCUCAAAACCUUGUCAGAUCCUGCAGAUGCUGUAGUCACUCGUGAUCUGACAUUGCUCUCGCAAAUAUCCAAAAACAGCGACGAUUCUUACUUCACCUCCUUCAUGGUCAAUCUCCUGAAACUCUUCUGCACAGACAGAAAGUUGCUUGAGAAUAGAGGAAACCUCAUCAUCCGCCAACUGUGUUUGAACCUCAGUGCCGAGCGCAUCUACCGCACGCUAGCAGACUGUCUUGAAAAAGACGAGGAUGUCGAGUUUGCGAGUAUCAUGGUUCAGAAUCUUAACAACAAUCUCAUCACGGCACCUGAAUUGGCCGAUCUCAGGAAACGUCUACGCAACCUCGAAAACAGAGAUGGUCAGACUUUCUUCGUCACCUUGUUCAGAGCGUGGUGUCAUAAUGCCGUGGCUACCUUCUCGUUGUGUCUGCUUGCUCAAGCAUAUGAACAAGCCUACAACCUACUGCAAAUCAUUGCAGAACUGGAAAUGACUGUCAACAUGCUGAUUCAGAUUGAUAAACUGGUCCAGUUGCUCGAGUCUCCUGUCUUUACCUACCUCCGCCUUCAACUGCUUGAGCCAGAGCGUUUCCCUCAUCUUUACAAGUGUCUUUAUGGUCUUUUGAUGCUUCUGCCACAGUCUUCGGCUUUUGCAGCUCUCAAGAAUCGACUGAAUAGUGUCAGUGCGAUUGGCUAUCUGCACAUUGCCCCAAGAACGGCACCAACUACACCAUCAGUCUCAACCUUUGACCGGCCCAACCGUCUCAAAUCCCGCGAAGACCCUGGUAUAAAAUGGUCAGAUCUCCUCGAGAAGUUCAAAUUCGUGCAGGAAAAAGCACGACGAGCGCAACAACGACCAUUGCGACUAACCUCUCUUCCCAACGGCCUUACACUCCCUGACAUGGAUGACGAACUCGAAUCCCCCACACUGAAUAAAGAGACUUCGGCGCCGACAAAGGAUAAACCGACGGGGAGGCUCUCAGGAUUGGGGAGACCGGGGUCAGCGGCUAGUAUUACGAGGCCGGCUGCUACACCUACGCAAGGACAGCAGGGGCAUCAGAAGAGUAGGAGUAGUUUGAGUCAGUUGGGGAGGUUUACGAGGAGUACGGCUGCUAAAGCUACGGGCGGGGGAUUGAAGAAGUAGUGAUGAUGAGGAAGAGGAGAAGAAGAAGAAGUGAUGAGCAGAGAAUUAGUUGUAAUGGAAAUUUCGGAAACAGUCCUUUU
Aureobasidium subglaciale EXF-2481 is the source of this 3049-nucleotide messenger RNA. RefSeq lists its product as uncharacterized. Gene Ontology annotation, biological process: phosphatidylinositol biosynthetic process; positive regulation of kinase activity. Bases 204 to 2969 code for a protein of 921 amino acids. The record is from RefSeq and is a predicted model, not a curated record. Gene Ontology annotation, cellular component: PAS complex; endosome membrane; fungal-type vacuole membrane. Lineage: Eukaryota; Fungi; Ascomycota; Dothideomycetes; Dothideales; Saccotheciaceae. The transcript is spliced from 2 exons.